Oenanthe melanoleuca is the source of this 2438-nucleotide messenger RNA. RefSeq lists its product as uncharacterized. The transcript is spliced from 16 exons. Gene Ontology annotation, molecular function: sulfotransferase activity. Gene Ontology annotation, biological process: sulfation. Bases 99 to 2330 code for a protein of 743 amino acids. Gene Ontology annotation, cellular component: cytoplasm. NCBI's taxonomy places the organism in Eukaryota, Metazoa, Chordata, Aves, Passeriformes, Muscicapidae. The record is from RefSeq and is a predicted model, not a curated record.
CAGUACUGCCGCAGGCACAGUCCUGGCACAGGAGCCAGCCAGUUGUGCAGGCUGCCAGCAGGGAAGACAGCCAGUGCUGUGUGGACUCACUGUUAGCCAUGGAGCAGGAAGGUGGAAUCAGGCAGGAGCUGGGAAACCUCCAUGGCAUCCCCCUCUUCAAGAGUUUCAUCGAGGGCUGGCCACAGGUGAAGGCUUUCCAAGCCCGUCCAGACGACCUGCUCAUCUCCACCUACCCCAAAUCAGGCACAACAUGGCUGAGUGAGAUCAUGGACAUGAUCUACCAUGAUGGCAAUGUGGAGAAGUGCCGACGGGAUGCCAUCUACAACCGUGUGCCCUUCCUGGAAAUGAAGGUCUCCAAGGAUCUGAGUGGCAUUGAGCAGCUGGAGAAAACCCCAUCCCCACGGCUGGUAAAGACCCAUCUCCCGGUCCAGCUCCUCCCGACCUCCUUCUGGGAGAAGGACUGCAAGAUUGUCUACAUGGCCCGCAACCCCAAGGAUGUUGCCAUCUCCUACUACUUCUUCCACCAGAUGGCCAAGAUACACCCUGACCCCGGCACAAAGGCUGAGUUUUUGGAGAACUUCAUGGCUGGCAAAGUGGCCUAUGGGUCGUGGUAUGACCAUGUGCGCGGAUGGUGGGAGGAGAAGCAGAAGAGGAAGAUACUCUACCUCUUCUAUGAGGACAUGAAGAAGGACCCACGGCGGGAGGUGCAGAAGAUCUUGCAGUUUCUGGGCAAAGAGUUGGCGGAGGGAACGGUGGAGAGGAUUCUGCACCACACCUCCUUCCAGGAGAUGAAGAAGAACCCUGCUGCCAACUAUGAGACCAUGCUCCCCACUUUGAUGGAUCACAGCCUCUCCCCCUUCCUUCGGAAAGGGAUCUCUGGAGACUGGAAGAAUCACUUCACUGUGGCCCAGAAUGAGCGCUUCAACCAGCACUACCAGGAGCACAUGGCAGGUUCUGACCUCCACUUCCAGAUGGAAGAAGAACAUUUCACCACUAUCAGCACCUUUAAACACUUUUCCCAGGAGUACUUGUGCUUUGCAACCCCGCAAACUUUGGACCCGUAUUUGAGUGGAGUAGGGGUACGACCAAAGCCUGAACCCACAUCCCGCUUACAAGCUCCACGUCGGUGUGAGGAGCUGGGGACGUUCAGGCAGGUGAUUCUUGGACCAGGACAGGGUGAUGUUCAGUCUCUCGGGAUGUGCUGGGCACGGACAGCUCACCACAGGCAUCCGGGGCCGUCCUCAUUCCCGCUCGCCCUUUCCCUGCCCUCCUCCCACCGCAAAACCGGGACCGAGUCGCUCCGGGCUCCAGUCCCAGCGGUGUCCCCCGCCUCCCUGCGGCCUCCAUCUUCCCUGCAGGGGAAGGAAAUUAACAAAUCCCGCCCUGUAAGCGGCGGACAUAGCUUUGCCUCCUCCCUGCCAGGGCGCCCGGAAAAGAGGAUGGCCGAUUCAGACACCUACCUGCGGCAGCCCUGGCGCACCGUGCAUGGCAUCCCCAUGGUCAGCGCCUUCGCCCUCAACUGGGAACAGGUGGACAAUUUCCAGGCCCGUCCUGAGGACAUCGUGGUGGUCACCUUCCCCAAGUCUGGCACCACCUGGGUCAGUGAGAUCGUGGACAUGGUCCUGAAAGGCGGUGACCCAGAAAAAUGCAAGCAGGAUGACAUUGUGAACCGGGUGCCAAUGAUGGAGUUUGCUGCCCCUGGAAAGAUGGCAGCAGGCACAGAGCAGCUGGAAGCCAUGCCAUCCCCUCGCAUCAUCAAGACCCAUAUCCCAGCUCACAUCUUGCCCAAAUCCUUCUGGGAAAACCACUGCAAGAUGAUCUAUGUGGGGCGCAACGCCAAGGAUGUGGCUGUCUCCUACUACCAUUUUGACUUGAUGAACAAGUUCCACCCGCACCCAGGGACAUGGGCCCAGUACCUGGAGGAGUUCAUGGCUGGCAGAGUGGCAUAUGGUUCCUGGUACGACCACGUCAAGGACUACUGGGAGCGCAGGAAGGAUCACCCCAUUCUCUACCUCUUCUACGAGGAUUUGAAGGAGGACCUCCGUCGGGAGAUUGCCAAGGUGGCCCAGUUCCUGGGGCAGAAGCUGUCGGAGGCAGCGCUGGACACCAUCACCCGACACACUUCCUUCGAGGCCAUGCGGGACAACCCUGCGACCAACUACAGCAAGGUGCCCUCCGACCUCAUGGACCACGGCGUGUCCCCCUUCAUGCGCAAAGGCACCACCGGAGACUGGAAGAACCACUUCACCGUGGCCCAGAACGAGCGCUUUGACCAGGACUAUGCGCAGAAGAUGUCGGACACCGACCUGUGCUUCCGCACUCAGAUCUGAGGAGGCACCGCCGCACGCCCCCCAAGUCUGCCCUGUGCUGUGAUGGCACUGCUGCCGUUCCUUCUUCUCCCCCGAGACUGCUGGAGAGAAAUAAAAUGUGCUCCCUGA